Molecule: messenger RNA, 1318 nt
Organism: Lacerta agilis (Sand lizard)
Lineage: Eukaryota; Metazoa; Chordata; Lepidosauria; Squamata; Lacertidae
Gene: NFYC
Product: nuclear transcription factor Y subunit gamma
Exons: 10
Coding region: 191-1195 (334 amino acids)
Biological process (GO): regulation of DNA-templated transcription
Cellular component (GO): CCAAT-binding factor complex; nucleus
Molecular function (GO): protein heterodimerization activity; DNA binding; DNA-binding transcription activator activity, RNA polymerase II-specific
Source: RefSeq, a predicted model, not a curated record
ACUCUCCUCAGUCCCAGCCCCGCCGCCAUCUUGUUUCACCGCCACUUUGCGCUCGCUCCGUCCGUCACAUCCCCGCCCCCCCUUCCUCGUUGCGUCCGGGAGCGCGCGGGCUGCGGUUGACGCACUAGCACUCGCACCCGCCACCGGAACGCAGCGGAAACCACGGACUCUUGAUUAGCUUGCUUCCAAAAUGUCCACAGAUGGGAGCUUUGGCUCAGGAGGCAACAGUGAUGCCCAGCAAUGCCUUCAGUCUUUUUGGCCUCGGGUCAUGGAGGAGAUUCGAAAUCUAACAGUGAAAGAUUUCAGAGUUCAGGAACUUCCAUUGGCACGCAUAAAGAAGAUCAUGAAACUAGAUGAAGAUGUAAAGAUGAUCAGUGCAGAGGCGCCUGUUCUGUUUGCCAAGGCUGCUCAGAUAUUCAUCACAGAACUGACACUACGGGCCUGGAUACACACAGAGGACAACAAGCGCAGGACCUUGCAGAGAAACGACAUUGCCAUGGCCAUCACUAAGUUUGAUCAGUUUGACUUUCUCAUUGACAUUGUUCCGAGGGAUGAACUUAAACCUCCCAAGCGCCAGGAGGAGGUGCGCCAGGCUGUGACCCCGGCAGAGCCUGUCCAGUACUACUUCACACUUGCUCAGCAGCCUGCAGCUGUCCAGGUGCAGGGGCAGCAGCAAGGGCAGCAGACGACCACAUCCACCACGACCAUCCAGCCAGGGCAGAUCAUCAUAGCACAGCCUCAGCAAGGGCAGACCACCCCUGUGACUAUGCAAGUCGGAGAAGGGCAGCAGGUUCAGAUUGUCCAGGCUCAGCCACAGGGGCAGGCUCAGCCAGCACAGAGUGGGACUGGGCAGACCAUGCAGGUCAUGCAGCAGAUCAUCACUAAUACUGGAGAAAUUCAGCAAAUACCGGUACAUCUGAACGCUGGUCAGCUGCAGUAUAUCCGCUUAACCCAGCCCGUUUCUGGUGCCCAGGUGGUCCAGGGCCAAAUCCAGACACUUGCAGCCAACACACAACAGAUUGCACAGACGGAGGUUCAGCAGGGACAGCAGCAAUUCAGCCAGUUUACAGACGGACAGCUCUACCAGAUCCAGCAAGUGACCAUGCCUGCCGGCCAGGACAUCACCCAACCCAUGUUCAUCCAGUCCACCAAUCAGACAACAGAUGGACAGGCCCCACAAGUUACAGGAGACUGAGUUGGUCCAGCCAGAGGGCUGUGGGAUGUUAUGGAAGUUACACCAUCUUGAUUGCUGUACUGCCAACCAGAGACCCUCUUCAGCUCUUCUCCUCCAUCCCUUCCCCAAUAUAUAUCUGCAUUU